GGCGGGUUUUAUUAUUUACAAAACGCAACUGCGCAUGCGCUGUGGGCCCCGUGGAUAAACAAACCUUCAGUUCAGAGAAACACCAGCGAGACGUUAUACUCCAGAAAAGCGAUGAACACAGACUCGUCUCUCCUCGGCUCAGAGCUGGAGCUCCAGCAGCAGGAAGAGAUUUACCAACAGCUGCUGAUGCAGACGGUGGGAAAAAUGCCGACUGAAAAUCCAGAAUCCAAAGUGAUCCGACCGCAGCCCGGUCUGUGUGUGAAGACCGUCACAGAGCCAGAUAAACAGAAGAUCUUUGUGAACGUCUGCCAGUCUCCGGUCGUCCCUCUUCCUCCGGAGAUCUCCAGAGACGAGCUGGUGGAUCUGCUUCAGUCUGAAGACCCCAGUGGGUUCAGAGUCCCCAUGAGCCUCGGAGAGCCGCACACCGAGACCGACAACAACUCCCAGGCCUGCACCGCGUACGACGUCGUCAUCAACCAGGAAUUCUUCCAGAAGUGCCAGACAGAUCCGUUGUUCCAGCAGUUUGUUAUUCUGGUGUCUUUGGAGGGUCUGGAGAACAAAUACAACCUGGAGCUGAGCAGAGACUGGAAGGUGCUGAAGAACAGGAAGUUUUUGGGUUCUCUCGUGGAUCAGAACAUCCGGACGAAGAGUCGACCGGUGAUCCAGGAGCUGCAGCCAGAGUUCAGCUCCACUGCUGCAGCUACAAGACCAGAGUUCUCGUUGCUGGUGGAGCCCCCUGCUGGAGACCCCGAGUUCCUCAUCGCAGAGAUAAAGCUCCCUGGAGUGCGCUCGUCCCGCUCUCUGGUUCUGGAUCUGGGCGAGGACCGGCUGCUGCUCACAGCUCGACCCUCGCUAUAUCACCUCGACAUCUUCCAUCCAUUCAGCAUCGAGCAGGAGAGCAGCGUGGCUCAGUUCAACAGCAACACACAGAUCCUCACAGUCACUAUGCCUGUGGUGUCUUCAUGAAACUACAAAUGUAAUGUUUAUUUAUUGCCAAAAAUGAUGCUGUGAUAAUAAAAGUGUUUUCUAUGAA
This is a messenger RNA of Trematomus bernacchii (emerald rockcod), 1033 nucleotides long. It is a transcript of the gene pih1d1, whose product is annotated as PIH1 domain containing 1. Bases 112 to 966 code for a protein of 284 amino acids. Gene Ontology annotation, cellular component: ribonucleoprotein complex; R2TP complex; cytoplasm. The record is from RefSeq and is a predicted model, not a curated record. Gene Ontology annotation, biological process: rRNA processing; box C/D snoRNP assembly. NCBI's taxonomy places the organism in Eukaryota, Metazoa, Chordata, Actinopteri, Perciformes, Nototheniidae. The transcript is spliced from 11 exons.